AGAAGUAUUUACCAAAACUAAUUGUGACUCACUCGCACUUGUUUUACCAUGCUUUACGUCAGCUUCAUGAAAUUACUUCAAGUUUUGAUUGGUUCACCCUUUAUUGUCUGUGUCCUUUGUGAUCGGCUAGUCUAAGAGUAGUUUUACAAGAGUCACUUUAAAACUGCCCUGAAGAAAUAUAUUAAAUAAAUAUUUUUACUGUUAGAUUCCUGAGUUAAUUAGACUUCUGAUUCUGUUUUUACAGCUUACAGACUGAAUAGGGUUAACACAGAAUGGAUGGUAACAACAAAGCCCUACGCUUCACCAUUGAAAUCUUCAGUGCCCAAUUUGUGACUGCAGGACGUUAUUUCCUUAUACUGCGAAUCAUAGGAAGCAAAGUUAAUCGCUCAAAGUUGAAACUUUUUGUGGGUAAUUCAAAAUUACCUUUGGAAGAUCAUGAGUUUACCACAGAUGCCUGUUUAGAGGAUGGUGAUCCUGAAACCUUUGCAUCUUUCACAGAUUCAGUAAUCUCAUUUUGGAUGCCUCCAGAGAGUGCUGAUGGAGACAUUCAACUUGUGGUGGAAGCAUUUCGACUUCCAGAGAAUCCCAUGCAUGAAGGAGACAAGUAUGGAGAGGCUGUGUUUAAUGUAUUUCCAAGAAGGGGUGCUAUUUUCUCUGCAGUGGAACGGACAACACCACCACCUGAAGAUUCCAGUGAGCUGUAUCAGUUUGAGACCAAUAUUACUUUAAGUCAAGUACAGGAAGGUGAAGGAUUUUGGAUCAACUCUGGUGUCAUAAGAACUUCUUUGAAACUUAAAUAUGAAGAACCUGAGCAAACAAGUAAGUCUUUAUUUUGUUCAAAGGGAGAGAAGUUUUGUUGCAGACUAUGACAAUAGCUGAAGUAGAAAUAGAUUGCUGGACAUAUCAUUAAAAGAUGAUAUAUAUAAUUUCUCAUGCAGUUUAUUAUAUUGUAAGGUGGACAAUACAUUUGUAUAUUUUCAGCCUACAGGUGAUAGUGUAGUACUUAGCUUGCUCGUAAAUAUUGUUGU
Orbicella faveolata is the source of this 1028-nucleotide messenger RNA. Its product is annotated as coiled-coil domain-containing protein 33-like. Gene Ontology annotation, cellular component: peroxisome. The record is from RefSeq and is a predicted model, not a curated record. NCBI's taxonomy places the organism in Eukaryota, Metazoa, Cnidaria, Anthozoa, Scleractinia, Merulinidae.